Penicillium canescens is the source of this 792-nucleotide messenger RNA. RefSeq lists its product as uncharacterized. Lineage: Eukaryota; Fungi; Ascomycota; Eurotiomycetes; Eurotiales; Aspergillaceae. The transcript is spliced from 2 exons. The record is from RefSeq and is a predicted model, not a curated record. The coding region runs from base 1 to 792 and encodes 263 amino acids.
AUGCCAGGCUUUUCGCCCGAACAGACCGACUCGAUAACGGCAACAUGGAAGAAGCGCAAGCGGGACCAUGAGGAGACAGUGACUCUAGCUCGUCCGGCCACAUUCACCCCAGCCGCCUUCCGAGUAGACCGCCCAGAAUUCGACGGCUGCUCACAUCCUCUAUCACGACACCCAGAAGGGACUGACAUUUCCUUCCGACCACGCUGCCUCCCACGCAAGCGUCGAAACGUCCAAAGCCCUUACCUCGCUCUCCAACAUCAACAUCCCCACCAACCCCAACAAUCAACACACCUCUCACCGAACGUCUACGCCCCCAACAUCGACCCUUACUCGCCCCCAGUCUCACCACGGACCCUCGUCCCUCUCCGGUACCCAGGCCAGACACAACAAGUCUCAGCAUCUCCAUCAGCCCUGCGCCCCUGCCAUAUAUGCCACCGGCGCCCAACAACCCGCCAAGUCCUCGACGCCUACGCUGACUGCGAUUUGUGCCACGAGCGGGCCUGUUUCAUCUGUCUCCGACAAUGCGACACCGUCAAUUGCGGAGGAACAUUCGGCCUUCCAGAUAGCAUGCACGAUUCCGAUAUCAAGAGAUUAAAUGACUACGAUGCGGGUGAAGAAGCACUCUCCCGCAGAAAAAUUUGCUCCAGCUGUGCCGUCGAGGAUGUCACCGAAACUGGCGCGGAGAUCGUGCGCUGUCUCGAUUGCGUGCAGGGACAUGCUGCCUGGUCUGCCCAGACUAUUCCUUCUGGAUGGGCUUUGGAUGACAUGCGACAUGAGGAUAUGACCGGAUGA